Molecule: messenger RNA, 534 nt
Organism: Penicillium salamii
Lineage: Eukaryota; Fungi; Ascomycota; Eurotiomycetes; Eurotiales; Aspergillaceae
Source: the annotation of a GenBank genome assembly
AUGCAAAAGCAGCAAGAGGCUGAGAAUGCGGAGGGUGCUGCUGGAAAGAAGAAGAAGAAGGUCACCGCAGCCCAGCUUCGGGUGCAACGAGAUCUCCAAGAACUCACGCUUGGGAGUACCAUGAAAAUGACCUUCCCUAAUCCCGACGACAUCCUCAAUUUCACCCUCUCCAUCGAGCCGGACGAAGGCAUGUACAAGGGUGGCGUCUUCCACUUCUCCUUCGUCGUCAACCAGAACUUCCCACACGAUCCCCCGAAAGUCAAAUGCACACAAAAGAUCUACCAUCCCAAUAUCGACCUGGAAGGGAACGUGUGCCUGAACAUUUUGCGCGAGGAUUGGAAGCCAGUCUUGAACUUGAACGCCGUUAUUGUCGGCAUGCAGUUCCUGUUCCUUGAACCAAAUGCCUCCGAUCCCCUCAAUAAGGAUGCUGCGGAAGAUCUCCGCGCCACCCGUGACCACUUCAAGAAGAACGUGCGCAACUCUAUGGCCGGCGGGUCCGUCCGAGGCGUAUCGUUCGACCGGGUGCUACGGUGA